Teleopsis dalmanni is the source of this 2121-nucleotide messenger RNA. Its product is annotated as mitochondrial basic amino acids transporter. The record is from RefSeq and is a predicted model, not a curated record. Gene Ontology annotation, molecular function: high-affinity L-arginine transmembrane transporter activity. Gene Ontology annotation, cellular component: mitochondrion. NCBI's taxonomy places the organism in Eukaryota, Metazoa, Arthropoda, Insecta, Diptera, Diopsidae. The transcript is spliced from 4 exons. The coding region runs from base 613 to 1812 and encodes 399 amino acids. Gene Ontology annotation, biological process: mitochondrial L-ornithine transmembrane transport.
UUAUUAGUUAAUUCAGAAAAAUUAAAUAACAAAUAAAGCGAUUAGUGAAUUAUUGACAUUCAAACGGAAAGCAUUCGGAUUUUCGAAGUACUGCUUCAGAUGAGUUUCAUUUUAUUGACGAUUUGUCUAAAGUCGGAAAUCAAUAUAUCGUAACCGAUUUUUUGUGCAGUUCAAAAAUCUAGAUAACUAAUCGGUUAAAGGUAUAACGGAAUUGCCGUAAAAUUACUUUAAAUACAAUAAAUAAAUAAAUAAGUUUGUGCCUCAAUUAGUUCAUAUAAUUUUGACCAAAAUAAUAGAGGAAACAAAAUUGAACUGAUACGAACAGUUAAAAAAAAAAUUUUAUCAAAACCCCUAUUAUAAAACUAUGCAUAUACAAGAUAACGCCAAAUAUCGAAUCGUGUUCUGCGGAAUUUGUACAACUGGAUAAAACGCCAUUUUAUAUCACCAUUUUAGAUUAAUUAAAUUAUAAUAAAAUUACUUAUGUACACCAAACUGAAUAUAUAUACUUUAACAGAAACUAUAUCCAAAUUUAAAAACAACAUAUAAAAGAAAUACACUACAGACCCAGAAACAGGUGUCGUAACAAAAAAAGUUGACUUUUGGUCCGCAAGAAUGUUAAUAGACUUCAUAGCCGGAUGUGUUGGAGGUUGUGCUGGUGUAUUAGUGGGUCAUCCACUUGAUACAAUUAAAGUCCAUUUACAAACACAAGAUCCAAGAAAUCCAAAAUACCGGGGCACAUUACACUGUCUCACUUCAAUAUUUGGUCAAGAGGGAUUGAGAGGACUAUAUCGUGGAAUGACAAGUCCUAUGGCAGGCAUUGGAGCUGUCAAUGCAAUUGUUUUUGGAGUGUAUGGCAAUAUCCAACGCUUCAGUGAUCACCCCGAGUCAUUGCAAUCUCAUUUUAUGGCCGGCAGUAUUGCUGGAGUAUUUCAAAGUAUUGUUUGUUCUCCUAUGGAACUUGCAAAGACUCGUGUUCAACUACAGCAUGAUGCACCGAAUGCAAUACAAUUUAAAAGUCCCUGGGACUGCUUCAAGCAUAUUGUACGAACAGAAGGUAUAAGAGGUACUUUUAAAGGACUUCCCGUAACAACUUUAAGAGAUGUACCAGGAUUCGCUGGAUAUUUUGUCUCAUAUGAAUACCUCAUGGGCUUACCAAGCUCUCCAAAUGCUUUUCAUUGCUUAUUAGCUGGUGGUUUUGCUGGUAUGUUUUCGUGGUUAGUUUGCUAUCCUAUCGACGUAGUUAAGACAUGCAUUCAAGCAGACGGAGGCGGUGGAAAACGCAAAUAUGAUGGCUAUAUUGAUUGCAUGCGCAAGAAUUACGCAACCGAUGGUUUCCACUUCUUCUGGCGAGGCUUUUCAUCAACUUUAGUCCGAGCUUUUCCAAUGAAUGCAGCAUGCUUCUUCGUUGUAUCUCUCAUAAUGGGCAUGACAAAAACAAAAGAUAUCGACGUCGUUGUACAAACUGGAGAACCACUAGCAAUGGUUGGUUUGGAAAAUAAACAGUUCCACUACAUUCAUCAGCAUGAGCAAAAUAAAGAACGUGAAGAAGCUGAACGCAACAGGAUUAUAAUUACCAGAAGCUUGCAUACUCUUGACACAUUCAAUGAAGCGCUAUGUAAUUCUGAGGUUGAAGAAAUGGCUAAAGAUCUUUGCCGAAAUCCUAGCUCCAGUGAUACUGACAACAAAUAUUAUAUUUUUGAAGAUAAGCGACUUAAAGAUUCAAUGCAAGCGAUGGAUGCAAUGCAAACAUUAGAAACAGUACAGAAACUAACAAAAAACCGCAGUCUAGAUGCACUGAAAAAAGAUUGCUGAUCACUUAUAUAUAUACUUAAUAUAAUUUGAUUUUGUCAUAACCAUUCCUCCAUUUUGUAAAUUGACUGCAGCCAUUGCUUGGAACCAUUUUUGUAAAAUAAUAGAAAAGUAAAUAUAUUAACGGCAUUUCAUUUGGAGCAAGCAAGCAAAGUUUUCUUCAUUUUCUGUAUCUAAUAUAUUUUUACGGAUCAACAAGUAAAUGCCAACUUUUUAUUUAUAUAUACUCAUUUGUUAGUAGUCAACAUUUUUUAAAUCUACUCAUUAUGUUCACAUUAGGCAAAAACUAAAAGUUAACAAGAAUAAUGGAAA